AUGAAGAAUUAUGCAUCACCCCAACUAUAAUAAAGUGGUAGAGGGAGUAUUUAAGACAAUCCUUAUUAUAUGGAGUUAAAAUCGAAAAAAAGUAAUUCCAAAAUAGCCAACACUGAAAGAACAAGCGGUAAAAACACUAAACAGGACUUGUUGGAAUACUUCAAAAAAGAGCGAAAUACUCUGACCUAAGUAACUAAUAGUAUUAAAACGUAACUUCAAUAAAAUCGAUCCAUCGAUAAUUUGAAUAGUCAGAAGAGUGAGCGAUUCAAAACUCUCAAUGCCCAAUAUCAGUAAAUUCCCCUGUCUUUAGAUCAGAGGCUACACACAGAUGAAGGAAAUAACAUUAAACGAUAGCUUAUAAAGGGAAAGAAUCUGUCCCUUGCCACAAUUCAGAUGGAAUCAAAGUAGUAGAAGAUAAAUAGCAAACAAAGCAAAGUGAAUCAAACACCAUAAAGCGCUUAUAAGAUGCCAAAAUCUACAGUAGAUCAAUAUUUUCAAGACAUGCAAAUAAAAAGUGCAAAGCAAUAUAAAAAUCAUCCACAGAUAGAAUAUCAGCAAUAUUUCAAUAUUAGGCCUAGCAAAACCUCAUUGUUGCAAGAGUCUCAAGCAUUAAAAUAAUCAAUUGAACAUAUCUUGUCGAAAAAUAAGGGAGAUUCUAAAAAACAUGUUAAGAGAGUUGACUCAACUGAGCCUCGUUCCAUCAAUCAAUCUACUCAAUAUAAGGGGGAAUCCAGCAAAAAGAUUAACAGAGCUGAAGAAUCAAACCAUUAUGACCCCAAGAAGUAAUUAAAAAUUGUACUAUUUUAUAAGAAUUAAAAAUAUAAUUAUUUAUUUGAUUACCAAAACAAAACAACUGAUAACUUAUAUAAUUACUUGAUCCAACAAAUAGGUUGCAUCGAAAAAUCAUUUGCUAAGCAAGGUGGAGGCACAGGAUCAACUGAGGAAGAUCAAAUUUAAUAAGAAAUCAACAAAAUAUGUCAAUUUUAUUGUGUCUAAAAGAAUGUCCCAUAUGAUUAUUAUCUAAGUCUCCCAAAUUUAUCAUUGCAUGUGUUUUAAGGAAUUACUCUACAAUUAUAACCAUUAAUUGCUUAGUCUGCUUCAGGCAAAAGAGUAAAUUUGAAAGACUUUGCACUUGUAAAAUGCAUAGGAGUAGGUGGAUUUUCGAGAGUUUAUUUAGUGAGAAAGAGAGAUAACGGGAAAUUUUAUGCACUUAAAUUGAUUGAUAAAAGCUUUAUCAUGGAAAAUCAAAAGGAAGUUAUUGUUUAGAAUGAAAGAGACAUAAUGGUUAAAAUGGAUAAUUAAUUCAUCACUCCAUUACAUUUUGCAUUUGAAACGAAAUAUUAUAUUGCCUUUGUUCUUGAUUAUUGUGCAGGGGGAGAAUUAUUCUUUCAUUUAAGAAAACUUAAAAGAUUGAGUGAGUAAGAUGCCAAAUAUUACUUUGCUGAAAUAUGUAUAGGAAUGGCAUAUCUACAUGCUUAAAAUAUUGUUUAUCGAGACAUUAAACCUGAGAACAUCUUAUUGGAUUUGCAAGGACAUCUCUUACUUAGUGAUUUUGGACUAAGCAAACCCAACAUGUCUCCAGAAGAUUUUGCUUAUUCUUUUUGUGGAUCCCCUGAAUAUAUGGCUCCGGAGAUGCUUCUAAAGAGCGGUCACAACUAUUUAGUUGAUUGUUAUUGCUUAGGAGCAUUGCUCUAUGAAUUAGUUACAGGAUUACCUCCAUUCUAUUCUCAUAAUACUCAAGAAAUUUACAAUUCAAUCUUGACGGAACAAGUAUUGUUUCCUCCCUAUGUGUAAAUAUCGGACUUGUUAAAAGACUUGAUUUAUCAAUUGCUUGAGAAGGACCCCUCAUAGAGAAUAGGGUAGACCUAAGGAGUCAUUGAAAUCCUAACUCAUCCUUGGUUUGCUGAUGCGGAUUUUGAAGCCAUAGUUAAUAAAUCAAUCAAGCCCCCAUAUAAACCAGAGCCCUUAUAAUAUAACUUCGAUGAGGAAGAGUUCAAUAAAGGAGAUGUAGAAUUUAGAAAAUAAUACAAUGCAAACUUGCAAAAAGAAUAUUAUAAUGAUAAUUUUGGUAAUUACAUCCUUCAAAACUUUUAUUAUUCCAGAGAAGAUCUACCAGAAUCACCAGAACACAAGUCAAAAAGAUCAAAUGUUAUUGAUUUAACUCAACUUCAUUUUGAAGGUGUGCCUGAAGAAUAGAGUUCUCCAGAAAGAGUUGGAGUUUAUACAAAUGAUUUCAGAAGAGUAUAAAAGUAUUAAGGAAAAUCAGAUAUUCAGGAUUUUUUAAAAAGAAGUGAUCAAAAUAACAAUAAAUCAUCUUCUUUGAUUUAAUCUUCAAAAAUAAGUCAUGCUUAUUCCAAAACUAUGCAACAAUAGCAUUCGCAUACUGAUUUACAAACUCUUAGAUUGAUGAUCGAUUCUACUAAAAUGUAACUCAGUUCUGAGAGAACACCCACUUUGCCUGAAAAUUAAAGUUCAAAGUUCUAAAACAAUCGAAUUAAGACUGAACAAAUCUCUUAGAUGUUAUAUCCUAAAACAACUACCAAUUAUUAGUUUAAUAAAUAAACCAAUCUAUAGAAAUUGUUUGGAUCUGAUAAAAGAAAAAAAUGA
Molecule: messenger RNA, 2607 nt
Organism: Paramecium tetraurelia
Lineage: Eukaryota; Ciliophora; Oligohymenophorea; Peniculida; Parameciidae
Exons: 6
Biological process (GO): protein phosphorylation
Molecular function (GO): ATP binding; protein serine/threonine kinase activity
Source: RefSeq, a predicted model, not a curated record